Molecule: messenger RNA, 1869 nt
Organism: Tetrahymena thermophila SB210
Lineage: Eukaryota; Ciliophora; Oligohymenophorea; Hymenostomatida; Tetrahymenidae
Product: XPG I-region protein
Exons: 4
Molecular function (GO): metal ion binding; 5'-flap endonuclease activity
Source: RefSeq, a predicted model, not a curated record
AUGGGAAUUUAAGGACUUUAAAACUUAAUUAAACCUGCUUUAGAGUUCACCUCUCUACAUUAAUUCAAAGGAUAAAAAGCUGCAAUCGAUGCAAUGUCUUUUUUAUAUAAGGGAUGCUAUGGCUAUUCAUAUUAAUUAAACAAGGGAGAAUAAACAAGAGAAUAUAUGUUAUUUUUAUUGCGCAUAGUAAGAGUAGUUAAGCUUAACGGAAUUGAACCUAUAGUAGUAUUUGACGGGAGGAAUUUAAAAGCAAAAGAUUUCACUAUCAAAAAAAGAGAAGAAACAAAAGAAAAAAAUUUAUAAAAAGCAAAUGAAUUGAUGGAAUAAGGAAAUAAAAAUGAGGCUAUUAAAUACUAUCAAAGAUGUUUAAGAGUGAAUAAAGAAAUGAUUUAUGACACAAUAGAUAUGUUAAGGGCUAACAAUAUUGAAUAUUUAAUUUCUCCUUAUGAGGCAGAUUCUUAAGUAGCUUAUUUAGUCAAAUCUUAAUAAGCAGAUUUUGCAAUUACAGAAGACUCUGAUUUAAUAUGUUAUUCUUGUCCUAAAAUAGUGUUUAAACUAUCACUUGAUUCUUCUUGUUAGUACUUAGAUCUACUAAAAUACUGUAAUUCUUUGUAGGAAAGAAGUAAUUUGCAAAGUGAAGCUCUAAGGUGCUUCUUGAGUUAGAAUGAAUUAAACAGAAUCUACAUAUGCAUAAUGGCAGGAUCUGAUUACUUUCCAAGUAUUUAAGGAAUUGGUAUUAAAAAGGCUAUUGACUUGUUUUAUAGAUGUGGAACUUUCAAAAAUGUUAUGUAAAAGCUAAGAUUAGAACCUAAGAUUAGGCCUCUUAUUCCUGAGAAUUAUGAUAUGUUUGUCGAAAAAGUAGCUUUGAUAUUUAGGUAUUAGAGGGUAUUUGACAUGAAUACUAAGUAACUGAUAACAUUAAAUCCUGUUCCUGAAGAUUUUUCUUAAGAAGAUGAAAGGCUUAUUGGCGAGCAAAUCCCUCAUUUUGAUGAAGUUAGUUAAGGAUUGCGACACAUUUAUAGUUUAGAAAAAAGAGAGCUAGUUGAAAUAGAUAUGAAAACAUACUUUACUUCUAAAUCAGAAAAGAAGAAAUUCAUAAUUUAAGCUUAAAAUAAUUCGACUAAUAAUGAUUUCAGCAAUUUAUAACAAACAAAUGAAAAUGAAAAAUUGCAUUAUAAUUAAUACUAGGUAAAUUCUGAUCAAAUAAAGAAGUUACUAAAACCUCAAGAAGUUUAAUAGCUAUAGGAGUUAAAAAAGAAGUAAGAGGAAGAGUUAUAUGAAUUAAUAGAUACAUAUAAUGAAGAAUUGGGAGAUUUUAAUUUUGAUAACGCAAAUAAUUAAGAUGAAAACCCUAAUGGAGAAGAUGAAAACUUUGCUAAAUUUGGAUAAAGUUAUUUAUAUAGUGAUGAUUUUUAAAUUUAAAAAAAGAACAAUUCUGAUUAUACUUCUUAUUUAGAAAACCUAUGUAAUUCUUUUUUACAAGAUUACUAGUAAUUUUUAAAGAAUGAAGAUUCUCAAGUGAGAGUUUAAACUUAAAUUGUUAGGAGAGCUAGUUCUAACUUAAAUGAAUAAUAAGAAAACUAAGAUAUAAAUAAUUAAGAAAAUUAAAAUAAAAAAACAAUAUUACACAAUCCCUUUGCUAAAAAAUCCAAUAAAUUAAACUCUUAUUAACCUGACUCUCUUGAUGAUUUAAAUUUAUAAAGAAAAUUAAGUCCUUCCAAAACACCAUCAAAAAAAGUUAUCUCAGACAACAAAUUUAUGUAUAAAGAUGAAGCAAAUAUGUAAAAUUCUAAUGAAAAAUAUUCAAAUCAAAAAAGUAAUUCAUAAAAAAAAGUGACAAUGAAAGACUUCUUUUCUAAGAAAAAGUGA